Messenger RNA from Phyllostomus hastatus (greater spear-nosed bat), 4243 nucleotides. RefSeq names its product chromobox 2 (gene CBX2). Gene Ontology annotation, cellular component: heterochromatin; PRC1 complex. The record is from RefSeq and is a predicted model, not a curated record. Lineage: Eukaryota; Metazoa; Chordata; Mammalia; Chiroptera; Phyllostomidae. The coding region runs from base 75 to 1664 and encodes 529 amino acids. The transcript is spliced from 5 exons. Gene Ontology annotation, biological process: negative regulation of transcription by RNA polymerase II.
GGUGCUUUGUGUGCGGCGGCUGUGCGGGGAGCGGCGGGCGCCGCGGUCGGGCGGGCGGGCGCGCGCGCGGCACCAUGGAGGAGCUGAGCAGCGUGGGCGAGCAGGUCUUCGCCGCCGAGUGCAUCCUGAGCAAGCGGCUCCGCAAGGGCAAGCUGGAGUACCUGGUCAAGUGGCGCGGCUGGUCUUCCAAACACAACAGCUGGGAGCCGGAGGAGAAUAUACUGGACCCGAGGCUGCUCUUGGCCUUCCAGAAGAAGGAGCACGAGAAGGAGGUGCAGAACCGGAAGCGAGGCAAGCGGCCCCGGGGCAGGCCGAGGAAGCACACGGUGAUGUCCUCCUGUGGCCGCCACUCCAAGCUUAAGGACGCCGACGCCGCCUCCAAGUGCAAGUCCAGCAGCUCCUCCUCGUCCUCCACCUCCUCCUCGUCUUCCUCGGAUGAAGAGGACGACAGCGACCUGGACGCCAAGAGGGGCCCCAGGAGCCGGGAGACCCACCCGGUGCCUCAGAAGAAGGCGCAGAUCCUGGUGGCCAAGCCCGAGCUGAAGGACCCCAUCCGGAAGAAGCGGGGCCGCAAGCCCCUGCCCCCGGAGCAGAAGGCGGCCCGGAGACCCGUGAGCCUGGCCAGGGUGCUGAAGACCGCCCGGAAGGACCUGGGGGCGCCCUCCGGCAAGCUGCCCGCUCCGCUCAGCGCCCCCGUGGCCGGCCUGGCGGCGCUGAAGGCCCACGCCAAGGAGACGUGCGGCGGCCCCAGCGCCAUGGCCACCCCGGAGAACCUGGCCGGCCUGAUGAAGGGCGUGGCCGGCAGCCCGGGCCGGGGCGGCGUCAGCUGGCAGAGCUCCAUCGUCCACUACAUGAACCGCGUGAGCCAGAGCCAGGCCGCGGCGGCCAGCAGGCUGGCGCUCAAGGCCCAGGCCGCCAGCAAGUGCAGCCUCGGGCUGGACCUCAAGGUGAGGACGCAGAAGGGGGAGCUGGGGUUCAGUCCCCCAGGAAGCAAAGCCCCAAAGGCCCCCGGCAGCGGGGCGGUGGAGCAGAAAGCGGGGAACGUGGCAGGGCCCCCGCACGUCCACGGCAGCGGCAAGGUCCCGGCCAGUUGCCUGAGCCCCCAGCCUGCCCCCACGCAGGAGCUGAGCCUCCAGGUCUUAGACUUGCAGAGCGUCAAGAACGGCACACCUGGGGUGGGCAUGGUCGCCCGCCAUGCCUCGGCCAACAAGGGCGUCCCUGCCACCGUGCCGGGCACUGGGAAAGGGGCCGGCGCCGGGGGCAGCGGGGCCAGUGUGCUGACAGACGCCAGCAAGAGUGAGAAGCUGGCGUCCAGGGCCGCGACUGCGCCCACCCCUGCAGGCAAGAGGGACUGUGUCAAGGCCUGUGUGGCUCCUGGAGGGCAGGAGGGGCCCGGGGCCCAGGGCGACCCCCGCAAGGCGGCUGCGCUGCUGGAGCUGAGCACCGGCGAGGAGAACAGCAGCUCCGACUCGGACCCCGACUCGACCUCGCCGCCCGGUGCCAAGCAGAACCUGUCCGUGUCUGUGCAGACCAGCCAGGACUGGAAGCCCCCCCGCAGCCUCAUCGAGCAUGUCUUUGUCACCGACGUCACUGCCAACCUCAUCACCGUCACGGUGAAGGAGUCCCCCACCAGCGUGGGCUUCUUCAACCUGCGGCACUACUGACCGAGUGGCCGCCGCCACCGCCAGGGCCUCCCCUCCCGUCUCUGGCCUCUGGCCUGCUCCAGAGGGGCCGCGCCCCACACCGUCUCCGGGGGCCGGGUGGCCUUGAAGAGCAUGCUCAGAAAGCCUCCCUGGACCCCGGCCCUGCCUGUGAGGCCUGGCCAGGGCGCCACCAUGAUGCCUUGCAGGGCCUGGCCCGGCCCCACUCCUACCUCUGGGCCUUUGCUUCCCGCCGGCCUCAGGGAGUCCGGGCAGCUGCCCAGGGCUGGAGCCAAACCUCACACUCCCUGCUUACCUACCUGCAGGGCAGGGGGUCGGCGCUUCUCCUGGUGCAGAGUGGCUCUUCUGCCCCCUGGGGGCGACAGAGUGUAUUGGGGGCUGGGUGGGGGGCAGGGGAGCCCAGCCAGGCCUCCCUGGUUGCAACUGCCCCUCAGAGUCGCCUGAGCUGGUACAGGCAAGGGGACCUGCUGUGUCUGUCCUCCGCCACUGACAGCUGAGGGCUGUGGCCUUAAUGUAAAAAGACAGGUCUUGCAGUGGAGGGGGUGGUGGCUGGGAACCUGCCUCGAUGCCAGCUAACCCUGGUUCACACGGACAGCUGCGGGCCCCGGGGGCCGACCCGGAAGUGCCACUAGGCCGGGAGGGCUCCACCCCAGAGCUGUCGGACCUGAUCGGCCUCUGAGUUCAGGGAACGGGACGAGGAGGUGGGACUGGCUGUCAGCAGGCCCCUGGCACGGACCGCCGAGGCCCAGCCUUGGCCCGGCACACGGCCCCUGCCCACUGGCCAUGCGGUGGCCUUGCCCUGUCCCCACCCUUGGAGAGGUGCCACCUUCCCUGACAAUCUCCCCACCUCCGGGGGCUUCGUGUCCUUCCCAGCUGAGAAGCUGGCUCCCUGUAGCAUUUGGGGAGUGGGACAAAAUCAGUGACCCACCUGGCCAAGAGCCCAGAGAAAGGUCAGACCUGCUACCACCACACACCCACCGGCUGGCUGUCCGGGGGUGCUGCCUCGUGCAGUGACCAGCAUCAGAAUUGGGGGCAGAGAGAUGGGUCACCUUGGUGGGGGGCCAGUGCGUAUUUGUAAAGCCAAAAAAAUGGGGGGCUUUGGGGGGCACUUCAGUUACUGGUUACAGUUGGCCAGCCAGGGUGGGACUCUUUCCUCUGUCCCCACGGCCUUAACUGCAGGGGAGCAGGGCCCAGGCUCACUCAGUGGGCUGUGGCCUCCGAGGGUGGGGCCUGUCCCACUUGCAGGGCCCCAGUCCCCCCCGCCCUCCACGCCAAAUAGGAAGCAUGGCUUCUGUGUAGCCGAACCACUUUCAACAGCGUGCCUUUGGGGACAGCCCGUGUCCAGGACCUCACUGAGGGGCACCCACAUGACGUUUCUGGGUCUCCUGUGGUCACCACGCUGGCUGUGGCAGGGACAGUGCCCACAGCCUCUGAGUCCCGCUGCCCCUCCCGCCUGCCACCCCUCUGCCUUAGAAGCUGCGGCUCCCUCCAGGCCUGCGGAGCGACCCUAGGCUUCCAGGGGCUGCGGGCCGACGUCAUCACCAGCAGCCAGGUCUCCGGGAACGACUUGGCACCAUUCUGUUUACCAGCCAUCGUGAUCCCAAAGUUUGAGCCCGCGAGCCCCUGACUCCCAGCCUCUCCGCCUCCUCACCUCGUCCCGUGUGUUUCUUGGUGCUUGUGACUCCGAGCACCGUGUGUGUGUGUGCAUGGGUGCGUGUGUGCACUCCGGCGUGUGCAGGUAUGGCGGCCUUGGCUGGGGUGGGGUCGCAUGUGUGGGGCUGGCCAUCGUGUUUACCAAUACACAAAAGUCCUCCUUUGCUGCUACGUGUGCAUGCGUGUCCGGGCACCGGCCCCACGGCCUGUGUGCUGCGGGGUCCCUGCCACACGGGCGGUCACUGCACAUUGAGUAGGUGUCUCGGUCCUGUUGUGUCCGCUUCUGUGCCCGAUGGGAGAAAGUGGCCAGUCUGUCCUCUUCAGAGCGUUCGGCGUAUUUUGUAUGUAUAUAUAUUUUUGGUACCAAAAAGAGUGUUCCUUGUUUCGGACACACUCAAAGUUCUGACCUAAGAGGGCUGUGGGCCUGGCUGCAGGUUUCCUUGGGGGGAGGGCCAGGGCUUUCCACCGGUGCUGACGACUGGCUUGAUUUGUUUUUCAUUAGGGAAAAAAAAAAUUACUUAUGUAUACCACUUCUAAUUGCUUUAAACUGCGGCUGUUGGCUUAGCAGAACAAAAGUGGAUGCUUGCCCUGGGAAACCCAAGGCCGCUGCCAGCGCAGGACAGCAGCCCAGCCCCCACGUGCAAACAGGACCGACCGCCAGAGGAAAUGCUUCCCCCAGGAAGCCCGCCGGGGCGCGGGGGCAGGGGGUGGGAGGAGGGGAGAGGUCGUGCCUAGAGGACCCGAUGCGUGCUCACGCACACCUAAAAAAUUCCUGCGCAUCUUCUAGUAUUUUUGGGAAACUAACACUAGCGGUAGGUUGCAGACUUUUAGACCGAUGUUAAUUUAUUUUGCGGGGGAACACUGACAUUGGCAAAUGUGUGAGAAGACCUUUGUCUUUUGAACUUUUAGUACACCAAUAAAUAUUUUUC